Messenger RNA from Giardia duodenalis, 693 nucleotides. RefSeq lists its product as uncharacterized. The coding region runs from base 1 to 693 and encodes 230 amino acids. The record is from RefSeq and is a predicted model, not a curated record. The transcript has a single exon. Lineage: Eukaryota; Fornicata; Diplomonadida; Hexamitidae.
AUGAGUUAUCCGUACGGUCAACCAGCUUCUCAGCCGUCUCUGUAUGGUGCACCCCAGGGAUAUGGCGCGCCAGCUCAAUCCUACGGAGCUCCACAGCAACCCCAGCAGCCGGGCUAUGGGGCUUCUGCUCCAGGCUAUGGCGCACCUGUUCAGAGCUAUGGGGCUCCUGCCCAGCAGCCCUACGGUGCACCGCAGCAACAGCAAUAUGGUGGCCAGCAACCCCAAGCACAGAUGGGCUACGGUCAACCAUCUCCGUAUGGUGCCUCCCAAAGCUCUUACGGUGGCGGAGUGGGACAGGGCCAACAGUCCUACGGAAUGCCCCAGGCUGGUGCGCCUUCCUACGGAGGCAUGGUGCAGCCCGGCAUGCCUUCAGGGGGUUACGGUCAGCCACAAAUGGGGUACGGUGCUCCUCAGCAGCCCAUGUAUGGCGGGGGCGCGAUGCCUGGCUUCGGGGGUAGCUUCUCUGGGCCCAUGCCCUUCAUGCCCCAAUCCUACCCGGGUAUGCCCGUCGUAGGGCAAUAUAAGCCUGUUACCGGGGGAGGAAUUCCGUUCAUGGGUAAGACGGAGUCGAAAGAGGCCGGAAACGAGCCCGAGUCGACAAGCAAAGAUCUCGCCAAUCCAUCGGAGCCCGCAGCUCCGGCGAUAGUAUCCUCUGGUGCACCUGCAGAACAGCCCGCACCCUCCACCCAGUAA